This is a messenger RNA of Theileria orientalis strain Shintoku, 1608 nucleotides long. RefSeq lists its product as hypothetical. The transcript has a single exon. The record is from RefSeq and is a predicted model, not a curated record. The coding region runs from base 1 to 1608 and encodes 535 amino acids. Lineage: Eukaryota; Apicomplexa; Aconoidasida; Piroplasmida; Theileriidae.
AUGGGAGCUCGUCAAUCCUAUCUCUACAUUUAUUUAAAGAAUAAGGAUAAAGACUGUAAUGAAGCUGGAUGUUCUGUAUCUCCUUCCAAAUCAGUAGUCAAAGGUUGCAUCGAUUUCGAACUUGUAACCUACACAAUCCAAUAUAAAGGUGAUAGUACCUAUUACGACAUUUACAUAUAUGACACUGAAGACAAAGAUCCUGACGCUUAUUACAUCUUUGGUUAUUGUUCCCCUAGAACACAUCAAGUUGCCAAUAAAGUUGAAGUAUACUAUUCUGUUUUAGCACCAGACAAGCCAUUAGUCAUUUCUUUUGUUACAAACAGCCAAAAAUAUAAUUGUAUAUAUGAUGAUUUAAAAUAUGCCAGAUGGAAUUGGGCUUCAUACAUUACUGAACAUACUUUUAAGGGUGAUGUGUUACUUAAGUUGAAGGAACAAUACAGGAAGUUGAAUUUGAACAAAACGAUUAAAUUAGCUGUUGGAGAAGAGGCAACUAAAGAUGUUACAGUAUUUCAACAGGAAAUAGGCCAAGAAAAAAAGAACUACAGAAUUAUUUACAAACCAAACGGCAAAGAAUCAGUUUUGAAUAGCAAUUGUAUAUUCAAUCAUGAAACAAUAGAUCCAUCCAAACAACUUGAGGUUGAAAAUGGUUGUAAAGAACAUAAAGCUAAUGAUAAAAAAAAUCAAAUUGAUCCUUAUUGUCUAACUUCUGUUAAAGAUCACUUUUUUGAUGGAAUUAUAGUAUACUAUGAUAAAGAGAAUGGCAAUAAGAAUAUGGCGUUAUACUUGGAGUUCAUUGAUUUGCGCAAGAAAGACAUAUGCCUUAAGAGAAUGGAUCAAGAAGGUUGUUGGUGGGCUGAAGAAAAAAUCGAGUACAAUGACAAUAAGGAUUUGGAGAGUCAAUUAAGUACAAUAAAAUCUGGUCUCAAAAGUGGUAACACUGUUCUUCUUGAUGCUAAGGCGACAUACACCGGUGUUGAAGUCACACCUGACACAAGUAAACAAGUUUAUAUUAUAUAUAAACACGUAUUUACAUCAGGUAAAGAGCUUAAUAUCUUGUUCGCAAGAACAACAAUAUCAAUCACUGCAAAAGGCAUAACAGGCGUCAACGCAAAACAUGUUGAAGUGUAUUAUUUGAAAGCUGGCCAUAAAGACGAUACAGAACCGUUUUUAAUAGCAUUGUAUGAAAAUGAUGUUAAUUCUCUAAAGAAAGCUUACCACUUUACGAUAAAUGGCAAAUUUAAAGACUGGAUUGAGUUUGAAAUAAAAAAAGGAGCAUCUAAGGAAGAAGAAUCACAAGAGCAAUUGACUAAAAAAUUUAAGGAGAAGGUCACCAAAAUAGAACAGUCUGGAAGUUGUAUUAAGGAAAUAAUUUCACGUCGAUUCAUAGCAUAUCAAAUAUUGACUACCGAUGAAAUUCCCACAGCUCCCGCAGGUCCGCCAGCAGUUCCACCUAUAAGACCACCCUUGGAAACACCAGGACCAACAACUCAACCUCCCAAUUGGUGGUUGAUCAUAGGAUGUAGUGUAGGAGGGUUUCUCUUACUAGUGGCUUUGGUUGUUGGUUAUGGUAUCUAUUGGUACAACACAACCAUCAAACUCUUGACAUAG